GAUUAACUGAUUUACCAUGGCAACUAGAGCCGCGUACUUUUCCCCGUCGGAAGCACAAAUCCUCAUGGAGGCAUACGAGGAGGUAAAAUAUAUAAUUAAGAAGAAAGGCAACACCGCCACAGUGAUAAAGCAAAGAGAAAAAGCGUGGCAAAGUAUUGCAGACCGCCUGAAUGCAUUAAACAUGAACGGGCCAAAACGGACAUGGCAGCAGGUCAAAAUCAAAUACAAGAACAUUCUGCAGAAUGCAGUGAAAAAGAAUACCCACAGACAAGGCACGGGUGGUGGGUCACCAAAGGCUGACCUUACCCCAGCAGAGGACAUGGCCUUGGAGCUAAAUAAAGGCAGGCCCGUCUUAGAGGGGAUCCCUGGGGGGAAAGAGACGAGCAUAGGUUCCUCCCAAGAUGCCACCCGCUUCAUUCAAGUGUCUGGCAGCACUGUGUUCCUGUUAGAGCCACCAGCACAAGCACCAGACGAUGCUGAUCCAGGUGAAGGCCCCAGUGCAGCAGCAACAGCACAUGAUGGAGACGAUGAUGAGGAGGAGACCAUCUCUCUGGAUUCCAGAAGGCAUGAGGACCCAGAUGCUAUACAGUGGGAAAACCAGCCUGGCAACAUAAGCUCACAAGCUAUCAGAAAGUUGUAUGGCAACCACCUCCGGCACCAAAUAGAACUGGCAGACAUAGACAUUCAGUACAAGAAGAAAAAGAUGGAAAAUCUUGCACUGGAGUCCGAAAUAAAAAAGAGGACAAUUAGGAAACUGGACCUUGAAAUAAAAAAACUUGAGAGGGAGGUGAGAUAUGCCUUCAAUGUACACUGUAUGCUAACUGUAACACAAAUGUAUUAAUCAUUAUUUUUCUUUCCUCCCCCAGCUCCAAGAAGAUGACACAGCUCAAAAUAAAAAUUAGGUAUAUUCUCGUAAAGUCAAGUGAGCCAUGACAUAUGAGCUCUUAUUGUGAGCACACAGGACGGUGGCAUCUUUCUAAGUUUUUUUUAUUUUCCCAGCAAUCAGUACAACCAAGUCAUCGUUAUAAGGCAUCGCCCUCUUUUGCCCACCCCCCCAGCACCAGGUGUGGCCACUAGCCUAUAUGAAGGCCCAAAAUUGUGUGUUCCUUUCUGCUCUGACAAUGGCAUGCCCAUUCGUGCGAGAUGUGGUGGAUGAAGAAGCACUUGUGCUGAGGAGAGCCUUCAGGCGAGAAAGGGUCUUCAGGGACCGGUUGGACCCACUGGCCUUCCCUGAUGACCAUCUAUAUGAAAGAUACAGGUUUUCUGCAGAUGGCAUCAGGUAUCUAUGCAGACUACUGGGUCCCAGGAUUAAGCACCGCACUGCACGGAGCCAUGCACUGAGUGUGGAGCAAAUGGUUUGUGUGGCCUUGCGCUUUUUUGC
This is a messenger RNA of Salvelinus fontinalis (brook trout), 1381 nucleotides long. RefSeq lists its product as uncharacterized. Bases 17 to 841 code for a protein of 274 amino acids. Lineage: Eukaryota; Metazoa; Chordata; Actinopteri; Salmoniformes; Salmonidae. Gene Ontology annotation, cellular component: nucleus. The transcript is spliced from 7 exons. The record is from RefSeq and is a predicted model, not a curated record.